AUGUUAUCAGUUAAGCGACGACUGAAUAAUAUUGAGUUAUUUAAAGAGGAAACAAAGAAAUUUCGAGUAAUACAUGAUGACAAAAAACUAAUUCACUCUUUUGAAAAUUUAUCAAAUGAACUAUUCUAUGAAAUUUUUGAUUAUCUUGAUGGUUAUGAAAUAUAUCAAGCAUUUUCAAAUCUUAAUAGUCGUUUUCAAGCAUUACUAACUUGUUCAUCUCUUCGACUUAAAAUUGAUCUUCGUUUUCAUCCAGAAGAUAUCCUACAGUAUUGUUCUACAUAUGUUGUUACUCCAAACAAAGAUCGAAUCAUUUCACUUAGAUGGUCCAAUCUUCGUGAUUAUAAGUCAGGUUUUACACUAUUUAAUAUUGAUUCAUUAUUUAGUCGACUUGAGUCAUUGACGUUAGGUGAUAUCGAAUCGAAUCAACUCAUACCUCUUCUCAUAAGUUUAAUAUCUCUACCUCGUCUCUACUCAUUGACAAUCAAUUAUGAUGAUGAUCUCAAAGAUAUUAGCAAUAUCUAUCAAAUACUUCUUAACUUUCCUAUGUUAAAGUAUAACAAAUUGUCAUUUUUUUCACUUGAAUCAUUUAUUCCUCUAUCAAGAGCAACCACAGACCAAUUCAGUAGUAUAAAGUAUCUCGUUAUUGAUCAUUGUUGUAGUCUUGAUGAGUUGAUUGAUAUACUUUCAUAUACACCUCAACUUUAUCGGCUAACUUGUAAACACGUAGAUGAAUCAAAGAAAAACAUCGUGAAAGAUACACUCAACGUAAUAUUCAAUUUGACUUGUAUAUCCAUUGCUGCAUGUUAUGCAGAGUUUGAUGAAGUAGCAAUGUUUCUUACCACUCUAUCACCUCAAUUAGAAUUAUUACGCAUUAGUACUUUCAGAGAUGUGACUUAUUUGGAUGCUAAUCGAUGGGAACGAAUUAUUUCACAACAUUUACAUCAUUUAAGUACAUUUGAGUUUAAAUACGAAGAACCUAUUGAUGAAGACUUGGAAGUUAGUGUUUAUCAUGAAAGACUUAAUGAAUUCAACUCAUUAUUUUGGAUGAAACGGCAAUGGCUCUUUAAAAUUUAUAUCGACACGAACUUUUGGGAAAAUAACGUUAUUGUAUGUUCUAUUUUUCCAUACAGGCCAAUACAAGGCAAUUCUCAUGAAGAGAGAAAAAACAAUGAAAGUUUUAAUGACAUACUCAGUCAAAACAUAAUAGAACAAAGUAUCAUUCCUAAUCAACAAGAGUCUUUUGCUUAUUCUAAAAUGCUUUCUGAAACUAAUCAAUUAAUCGUCAUCGAUCUAUCAUAUUCUGAAUUUGAUGAAACUUUUUUUGAUACAAUACAUCCUGUUUUGACCACGAUACAAAUUACUUAUUUGAAUAUUAUGCUUCGUGACAUUUUCAUUGGCGCGUUAAUCGAUCUAGUCGGAUGUUUACCUAAUCUUGAUUCAUUGGUAAUUUCAUCUCUAAGCAUGAUACAACCACGAUGUUUAUCUAUAGAAGAAACAAGAACUUUUCGUUUGUUAUCAAAUAACAACAAAAUCACUAAAGUUAAUCUUAAAGAAAUGAAUGACUUAGCACAAGUUCAGUUUCUUCUCGAUCUCUGUUCUCAAAUGAAAUAUUUCGAGGUGGAUUGUACAAAUGGUGUAUCACCCGAAAAUGUUGUACAAUUUAUUUUAAUGAAAAAUAUCAAACGUACUUGUAAUCUACGUUUACUAUGUCUUAAAAUUUUACAAACAAAUAUGAACAUCGUUGAUACAUUAAAAAGUAUAAUUGAUUUUGAACAAUUGUGUCAUAACUAUACAAUACAACAAAUAGACACUAAAAUUUAUUUACGAUUGAAUUAA
Rotaria sp. Silwood1 is the source of this 1836-nucleotide messenger RNA. NCBI's taxonomy places the organism in Eukaryota, Metazoa, Rotifera, Eurotatoria, Philodinida, Philodinidae. The record is from the annotation of a GenBank genome assembly.